Messenger RNA from Clonostachys rhizophaga, 1575 nucleotides. NCBI's taxonomy places the organism in Eukaryota, Fungi, Ascomycota, Sordariomycetes, Hypocreales, Bionectriaceae. The record is from the annotation of a GenBank genome assembly.
AUGUCGCUGCCUGUGGAUACGAUACUGGGCGUUGCCGGCGUCGGUGUCGGCCUUCCAGGGCUGGUCCAGUCGAUCCUCCAGUCAACAGCAUUACUCCGGGAUAUAUAUCACUCCUACCUCCAAGGAUACCCUGACGCAACCGGCUCAUGGGUCAUAUUGAGCAAUUCACUCGCAUGGGUCGAGGAAGAUUCGGAGUUCUUGACACGGAACUCUGGGUCUCUCACCAUCGACAUUGAGCUCAGGCUCAAGGGCAUCCUGUCCGAGUUAAAUCGCAGCCUUCAGAAUGCAGUCGAGGUUUUCAACCGCGCCAUAGAUAGGGAGGGCUCUGUCAACCGGCUUCGCUGGGCGGCGGAUGUGAAACCGCGACUCGAUACGCUAAUCCCUCACCUGGAGGCCUGGCAAAGACGGUUCAACGAGAUUGUUCAGAUGCUCUACUUCACUGGGAAAUGCUCCAAUAGAGACAGCACUGGCGGGAUCUCGAGGGCAGAGAGGCUGAGCAGCAGAAUCUUGCAAGCUCGGAUAUCGGAAACAGUGCAGGAUGAUCUUGAAAUACGGCCUGUUGUAGACGCGGACGGGUGGUCGAAGGCAAUCGGACAGGCCUCGAUGAAAACGGUACUCUACGAGAACGAAGAUACGGGAACCCGAUGCCUUAUAGAACGUCACAAAUAUGGGGAGGAAAGGUCAACAUCCGAAGUCAAGGCUGCCACAAACUUGGUCACACGCAUUCUUGCUGCUGCCGGGAUGGAACCCCAGGAGACUCAUCUGCUCCAGGCCAUUGGCUACUCGCAUUCCGCUCACCCCGCGCGCGAGAUCGAUCUUGUAAUGAAGUGCCCUCCAAACCUUGGAGCCCCCCAGACUUUGCGGAAGCUUUUGGACACCGGAAUGCCCUCUGUCAAUGCGAGGUUGGAAGUGGCGAGACAUGUAGCAACUGCUGUCUUCUAUACCCAUACGAGCGGGCUGGUUCACAAAGCGAUUUGUCCUGAAGCAUUUCUGGUCUUCCAGGAUGUAAAAGAGAAAGUGGCCACAGUGGAAGACCUUAUUCCAGAUCCCGUGGGAACAACUUUUCUGACUGGCUUCGAAUUGGCGCGCGAGGAUUCGCCGUUGGCGUACAGCAGCAUGAAUGGGAACACCGACUGGCAGCAAUGCAUGUACUUGCAUCCGUCUCGACACCAAGGAGGAACGAGAUAUACACUUGGCCAUGACAUCUAUUCUCUGGGGGUGAAUCUUUUGGAAAUUGGGAUCUGGUCAUCCUUCACAUGCUAUGACACGCAGCAAGAGAAAUUCGUCUUCGACGAUGAGGUGCUUCAAGGGGGAGAUUACAUCUGUGAUGAGAUUCGCCAAGGCAUCCACAAUGCGGGGCAUAGAUUAAAAAGCCUCUAUGAACGCCACGCCAACGAUGUCCUUCCUGUGUACAUGGGAAGACGAUAUCGAGACGUCGUUAACUUCUGUCUGACCAUCAUGGACGAUGCCCCAGGCGGUUCUGAGAAGCGUCUUGGCAACGGACCGGAGGAAGAGAGACUGGGACUAAGCUAUAUCGACAAGGUGUUAGGAGAAUUGGACGAGAUAAAAGUUUGA